AUGGACCUCUUCAAAUCCUUCAUGAGUAUCAUUUUCGUCGGCUACGACAACGAGCUUCAGCAAGCGCCGAGCUGCCACCAGAUGCCCAAAUUCAAGAACCACAAAUUCGGCUCACAUUGCUACCGAAGAAACAAAACUGUCGUAAAAUACCCGGGCAUGUCUCUGCGCCACAGCCUCACUUUGGGCAUUGUACCCUCAGCCCAGGAGCAAAUGAGGAUGAAAUUGAUGCAGAUCCUCAGAUUGAAGUGCCACCCCGUGUUCUUGGACCUAAAAACAAAUUUGGUAGCAGCAGUCUACAAAAACAUCUAUGAAUUGGUUUUCCUCCAGGCACUCAGAUUCCAUGUGUUUGCCCGGAGUUUACCCUUUGGCCAAAGGGUCGCAAAGAUCCCUUUCAACUUUCUGAGGAUGGUAUGGAACAUGGCUUAUUACACCAGUCAUCUCAUCGGCCAAAGCAACAAAGGUUUUCCACUCAGAUACAUUGGAUUCCAUUUUAAGAAAAUUAUUCUCACAGGCAAGCGCAGUCUGGAGCGCCGUCUGGGAGAUUUGCAACUGGCCAGGGUGAGACAGGCGGCCAACCCUUGUGUGGGUCCAUCCCAGUGGUCCUCUGGAGUGGCCACCAGGCAAGACUGGGUGGUGAAGGAAAAUAACUUCUCUGACACAACCAUCUUUGUGAGCCAAAGAUUGUAUUCUGCUCACAUGCUGAUGUCAGGAAGUCUUCCCCAAUAUGACAUCCGCAAGUCCUUGUGUUAA
Molecule: messenger RNA, 750 nt
Organism: Syngnathus acus (greater pipefish)
Lineage: Eukaryota; Metazoa; Chordata; Actinopteri; Syngnathiformes; Syngnathidae
Product: telomerase reverse transcriptase-like
Exons: 7
Coding region: 1-750 (249 amino acids)
Biological process (GO): telomere maintenance via telomerase
Cellular component (GO): telomerase catalytic core complex
Molecular function (GO): telomeric repeat DNA binding; telomerase RNA binding
Source: RefSeq, a predicted model, not a curated record